Molecule: messenger RNA, 297 nt
Organism: Colletotrichum spaethianum
Lineage: Eukaryota; Fungi; Ascomycota; Sordariomycetes; Glomerellales; Glomerellaceae
Exons: 2
Coding region: 1-297 (98 amino acids)
Source: RefSeq, a predicted model, not a curated record
AUGGCGAAUAAGCUGGAGAAGAACGACGUCAAGGAGCUCCAGCCCUUGUUCAAGAAGCAGUACGACGCGAUCAACGCGACGCCGAGCGCCGUCGAGAGCAGGAUGAAGCCUUGGCGGCAGCACCGCGAAGAUGUUGCCGAGCAGCGACAGGAGGUUGCCGGCAAUGAGCCACAUGAAGUCGGCAUCUCGCGCCUUGCCGAUGGUUUCUUCCCCUGGCCCCGGGCUCGAGUGCCGGUCGAACCCGAGACAAGCUGGGAUGAUCGCCAGGGCGAGAAAGAGGAUGAACAACGUGCUUGA